This is a messenger RNA of Hemicordylus capensis (graceful crag lizard), 2526 nucleotides long. RefSeq names its product SEL1L2 adaptor subunit of ERAD E3 ligase (gene SEL1L2). NCBI's taxonomy places the organism in Eukaryota, Metazoa, Chordata, Lepidosauria, Squamata, Cordylidae. Gene Ontology annotation, cellular component: endoplasmic reticulum membrane. Bases 191 to 2020 code for a protein of 609 amino acids. Gene Ontology annotation, biological process: ERAD pathway. The transcript is spliced from 20 exons. Gene Ontology annotation, molecular function: protein binding. The record is from RefSeq and is a predicted model, not a curated record.
GUGCGCGAGGAAAAAAGGAAAAAUCUCCUUUGCGGGAUCUGCGAGGAUGUGGGGGUAAACGAUUGCGGGGCGUCGGGGUUUCUGUGCAGAACAGAACGAGCGUGGGGUGGGGGGAACUCUCAGCCAUUGGCCCCUACCGCCUCGGGGGAAUCCCAGCAGCGAAGGAAUUAAGAGCAGCAAAGGAUCUGAGAUGGAGAUUCCGCUUGUAGCGCUGGUUUUGAUGUCUCUUUGGCUCAUAGGGCAUAAAACAGAAGGAAGUCUUGACAAUCAGAGAGGAAAAAACAAUUCAAAAGAGGAGACCCUGAACACGAGUAAAAUAUUAACAACUGAAGAUUCUCUUUCACCUGAAGUUUUAGUGAAAGAGCAAACUGCAAAAAAGAAGGACAAAGGUCAUAGUUUUUAUCAGAGAAGCCUCAAAAUACUGAAACAUUCGAAAAGCAAAAAAGAUAAGGAAAAAGCCCACAAUCUCCUUGCCAAGGCAGCAGAACUGGGGAGUCAGAAAGAUAUGGAGAAGCUGGCAGCUGAUAUGCUGUUUGGAAAUAAUGGUCCUCAAAAUAUAGAAGCAGCUGUAUCCUUGUAUGAGAUUUUAGCUGAACAAGGGUCUAGUAAAGGCAAGACUGCAUUAGGAUUCUUGUCUUCAUAUGGCAUAGGCGUUGAAUAUAAUCAAGCAAAGGCACUGAUAUACUACACAUUUGCAAGUAUUGAAGGGAAUCUUAUAUCCAAGAUGAUCUUGGGUUAUCGUUACUGGCGAGGAAUUAAUGUUCCAAGGAAUUGUGAAGCAGCACUUAUUAAUUACAGGAACGUUGCAACUUUUAUUGCUAAAAAACUAGAAGAAAAUGAAGAAAUGCCAGUAGAAAAAGUGAGCCUGAUGGAAAGACCAGAAAAUCUAAGUUUUCAUGCAGAUUUUUUGGAUUGGGAUGUACACCAGUACUAUAGGUAUUUGGCUGAAAGAGGAGACACACAGAUACAGGUGUACCUUGGACAGCUGCAUCUUGCAGGAAGAAAAGGACUAGAAAAAGAUCAUAUUAAAGCCUUCUACUAUUUCCUAAAGGCAGCAAAUGCAGGGAAUGCGAAUGGUAUGGCAUUCCUGGGAAAGAUGUAUUUAGGAGGAAAUUCUGCAGUGACUCAGAGUAAUGUUACUGCCUUCAUAUAUUUCAAAAUGGCAGCAGAAAAGGGCAAUGCUUUUGGACUGUGGGGUCUGGGUCUUCUUUAUCUUAGUGGUAGAGGCGUCUCAUUGAAUUACACGGAAGCUUUUAAAUACUUUCAAAAAGCAGCUGAGAAAGGCUUUGCCGAUGCUCAAUUUCAUUUAGGAGUCAUGUAUCAUUCUGGCUCAGGAGUAAAGAGAAAUUAUAAACUUGCGUUCCGAUAUUUUUACUUGGCAUCUCAAAAUGGACAACCCUUUGCUGUUUAUUAUUUGGCUCAAAUGUAUGCCACGGGAACUGGAGUGUUACGAUCAUGCCAAAAUGCGGUUGAACUUUACAGAACUGUAUGUGAGCUUGGAAGGUGGUCAGAAAAAUUCCUGACAGCAUACUUCGCUUUCCAGGCUGGUAAUAUUGAUUCAUCUCUUGUCCAAUAUGCAUUUCUAGCUGAAAUGGGCUAUGAAAUAGCUCAGACCAAUUCAGCUUACAUUAUGGAAUCCGAAGAGGUUAAAAUUUUUCAUAAAGAUCAGAUAUAUCCACUGGCUUUUCUUUUAUGGACACGGGCUGCAACUCAAGGCAAUGCAUUUGCCAGAAUUAAACUUGGAGAUUACCACUACUAUGGUGUUGGAACCAGGAGGGAUUACAUCGCAGCAGUAGUUCAUUACAACCUUGCUGCUAAUCAACAAAGUGCUCAAGCCAUGUUCAAUCUGGCAUAUAUGUAUGAACAUGGUUUAGGCAUUCCUAAGGAUAUACAUUUAGCUAGAAGAUGGUAUCAUCUUGCAGCAGAAGCAAGCCCGGAUGCUUUUAUACCAGUGUUCCUAGCAUGUAUAAAACUAGAAGUUAUGCAUCUGUUAAACGAUCUGCAGCUUCUUAAUGCCUGAGAUUAUGGAGUUAUGGACAGAAAAAGAGGUCUGGAAUAAAAGAAGAAAAGCGUUGAAGAGGAAGAAAGAGGGCGGGGAUAUAAAGCUCUUCUGGGAUUCCAAACAAGGGAGCAAAAUUGCUAAAAAGGACACAAGAGUAGUCAGAGGCCCCUGCUAAUUGAGCAAAUACCCCUGCUAAUUGAGCAAAGAGACACCUUCUAAAGUGGUGGUUCUCUAAGAUUUAGCCAGGGGAGAGCAACUGGCCCUACUCAGCCACAGCACAGCAUCCCUCCCGUGGCUGUUGCUGGUGUCUGCCUUAUGGUUUCUUUGUUUUUAGAUUGUGAGCCCUUUAGGGAAAGGGAGCCAUCUUAUUUAUGUAUUUUUUCUUUUUCUAUGUAAACUGCUUUGAGAAUUUUGAAGAGCAGUAUAUAAAUAUCAGUAGAAGUAGUAAUAGUAGAAGAAAAAGAAAGAGCAACACAGAAUAGUAUGUAUGAGGGUUCUCCUCAUACACACCAUGGUAAAGAGAU